Ziziphus jujuba (common jujube) is the source of this 1469-nucleotide messenger RNA. Its product is annotated as adenylyl-sulfate kinase 3. Gene Ontology annotation, molecular function: adenylylsulfate kinase activity; ATP binding. Lineage: Eukaryota; Viridiplantae; Streptophyta; Magnoliopsida; Rosales; Rhamnaceae. The transcript is spliced from 8 exons. The record is from RefSeq and is a predicted model, not a curated record. Gene Ontology annotation, biological process: sulfate assimilation. The coding region runs from base 111 to 965 and encodes 284 amino acids.
UCCAUUUACACGACGUCGCUUUUGGUUUCCUACCUUAGUGUUUUCUUGUCUAUAAAAUCGAACGGUCGGAUUCUGGUACCCGACAAACACAAAAAUUCCCUCACAAUCGCAUGCGAUUAUUCUCAGAUAUGAUUGCAAGUGGAGGGAAUACAGUGACAACGACAUUGUCGCCGGGGAUUUGUCUCGUGUACGGACCGUCCGCGUCUUUGUCCGACAGAGGGUUCGUGAGCUUUUCUGGUGGCAAUUUUGUAAAUCUGAGAUCAAGGCUUUUGUCCAGAAUUAAGGCCAUGGAGGGAUCGAGAGCUUUGAGUAUGAACGGAACGGAUACAAAUGGUCACGCUGGGAAUUCGAGUGAAAAUCAGGAUCUCUUAUCUGGCAUUGGGAAUUCAACCAACAUUGUUUGGCAUGAAUGCUCGGUUGGCAAAGUUGAAAGGCAAAAGUUACUAAAACAAAAGGGAUGUGUCAUAUGGAUCACGGGUCUCAGCGCUUCAGGGAAGAGCUCUGUGGCAUGUGCUUUGAGUCAAAGCUUAUAUCGCAGGGGAAAGCUGUCUUAUGUACUUGAUGGGGACAAUGUUAGGCAUGGGUUGAAUCGUGAUCUUAGCUUUAAAAUGGAAGACCGUGCAGAGAACAUACGGAGGGUUGGUGAGGUUGCAAAGCUCUUUGCUGAUGCUGGAGUCAUUUGCAUUGCUAGCUUGAUUUCUCCAUACAGAAGGGAUCGUGAUGCAUGCCGUGCAUUGCUACCAGAUGGGGAUUUUAUUGAGGUGUUUAUGGAUGUGCCAAUCCAAGUUUGUGAGGCAAGAGACCCAAAAGGUCUAUAUAAGCUAGCACGUGCAGGAAAGAUUAAAGGGUUUACUGGGAUUGAUGAUCCAUAUGAGCCCCCAUUAAAUUGUGAGUUUAUUCUGAAACUUUGGAUGUUGAAACUUGAAGGAAGAAUUUCCUGUGGUGGUUAUCUUUGUAUUUUCUAAAUCAAUGGUUUUUAUUAUUUCACUAGAGAAUUAGCCAAUCAUAAGCCAUUAUUGAUUGUUAGUGGAGCAACAGGGUUCUAGGAGGAGAGACUGAUAUCUAAGCUCUUUUGUAGGACUUAUGCAUGAUGGCACUCAAAAGAUCUAACCUUCUCUCUUUUGCCAAGAUGAACACCUAUAAUAUGUUGGAAAAUAUACCAGAUAAAUUAUAUAACAUCGGACAAACAUGUCAUAGACUUAAAGUAACUCUAGAAUUGCAGGUUCAAUCAGUACCUUGGAAUUGCUUCCAAGCACCAUAACAGUUUCCAUACCUGCAUUAUAGAUAAGCCUGUAUGCAUGUACAGAUUUACUACAGAAGAACGAUGCAUAAGUCAGCCGCUUGUAGUACACAGUCAUUGUUGUUUCUGAGUUUUGAUUCUGGCGUGUAUCAAAAUGUUUGUUGUUAUUGCAUAAAUAGGAAGUUUGAAGCCAAUCCUCUCCCCCUUUCUUUUCUUUUCUUCUUCUUCU